GCCCCUCGCGCCGGGCCACGCAGCGCCACGCCGCUCAGCCGAACCCCAACCUCGGCGUCCCCGGGACAUUUAACUAUCUGUAAUCAUGAGCAACCCUUUUAUACACCUUGCUGAGCCCUUGGAUCCCAAGGAACCAGAAAAAAAGUUCUUCAAUUUGAAUAAGUUGGAGGAUUCAAGAUAUGGACACUUACCAUUUUCUAUCAGAGUUCUCCUAGAGGCAGCCAUCCGGAACUGUGAUGAUUUCUUAGUGAAGAAGGUUGAUGUUGAAAACAUUUUAAAUUGGAAUGUGAUGCAGCAUAAGAAUAUAGAAGUACCAUUUAAGCCUGCCCGAGUUAUUCUGCAAGACUUUACGGGUGUGCCUGCUGUGGUUGAUUUUGCUGCAAUGCGUGAUGCUGUGAAAAAGUUAGGAGGGGACCCAGAGAAAAUAAACCCCAUUUGUCCUGCUGAUCUAGUAAUUGAUCAUUCCAUCCAGGUUGAUUUCAACAGAAGGCCAGAUAGUAUACAGAAGAACCAAGACCUAGAAUUUGAAAGGAAUAGAGAAAGAUUUGAAUUUUUAAAGUGGGGCUCCCAGGCUUUUUACAACAUGAGGAUUAUUCCCCCCGGCUCAGGGAUUAUCCACCAGGUGAAUUUAGAGUACUUGGCAAGAGUGGUAUUUGAUCAGAAUGGAUACUACUAUCCAGACAGCCUGGUGGGCACUGAUUCACAUACCACAAUGAUCGAUGGUUUGGGUGUUCUAGGUUGGGGUGUGGGCGGAAUAGAAGCAGAAGCUGUCAUGCUGGGACAGCCAAUCAGCAUGGUGCUUCCUCAAGUAUUCGGUUACAAGCUGCAGGGAAAUCCUGAUCCUCUGGUAACUUCCACAGAUAUAGUGCUGACAAUCACCAAGCACCUUCGCCAGGUUGGCGUAGUGGGUAAAUUUGUCGAGUUCUUUGGACCAGGGGUAGCCCAGCUGUCCAUUGCUGACCGAGCCACCAUUGCCAACAUGUGUCCAGAGUAUGGUGCAACUGCUGCAUUUUUCCCAGUGGAUGAAGUUAGUAUCAAGUACCUCCUCCAAACAGGCCGUGAUGAAAAAAAAGUUAAGGAUAUUCAGAAGUACCUUCAAAGUGUAGGAAUGUUCAGAGACUUCAGUGAUUCAUCUCAUGACCCAGAUUUUACCCAGAUUGUGGAGUUAGAUUUGAAAACUGUGGUACCCUGCUGCAGUGGACCCAAAAGACCUCAAGAUAAAGUAGCAAUAUCUGAAAUGAAAAAAGACUUUGAGAGCUGCCUGGGAGCCAAGCAAGGAUUUAAAGGAUUCCAGGUGCCUCCAGAACAUCAUGAGGAUCACAAAAAAUUUUUGUAUGACAAUAGUGAAUUUACACUGUCCCAUGGCUCUGUCGUUAUUGCUGCUAUCACCAGCUGCACCAACACUAGUAACCCUUCAGUGAUGUUAGGGGCAGGAUUAUUAGCAAAAAAAGCUGUUGAAGCUGGUCUCAAUGUGAAACCUUACAUUAAAACUAGUUUAUCCCCUGGAAGUGGGGUAGUCACCUAUUAUCUAAGGGAAAGUGGAGUUAUGCCAUAUCUGUCUAAGCUUGGGUUUGAUGUCGUGGGGUAUGGCUGCAUGACCUGCAUUGGUAACAGUGGGCCACUGCCUGAGCCAGUGGUGGAAGCAAUUACACAGGGAGAUCUUGUUGCAGUGGGUGUACUCUCUGGAAACAGGAAUUUUGAGGGUCGUGUCCAUCCAAACACUCGUGCUAAUUAUCUAGCUUCUCCUCCAUUAGUAAUAGCAUAUGCAAUUGCUGGGACCAUCAGGAUUGACUUUGAGAAAGAGCCAUUGGGAAUAAAUGCAAAGGGACAGAAAAUUUUUCUGAAGGACAUAUGGCCAACUAGAGAUGAGAUUCAGCUUGUGGAACGUCAAUAUGUUAUCCCUGGGAUGUUUAAGGAGGUCUAUGAGAAAAUAGAGACAGUGAAUGAAAGCUGGAAUGCCUUACAUGCUCCAUCAGAUAAACUAUAUUCCUGGAACCCCAAGUCUACAUACAUUAAAUCUCCACCCUUCUUUGAAAACCUGACUUUGGAUCCCCCACCUCUUAAACCCAUAAUAGAUGCCUAUGUCUUAUUAAAUUUGGGAGAUUCAGUAACAACUGAUCAUAUUUCUCCAGCUGGAAAUAUUGCAAGAAACAGUCCUGCUGCUCGAUACUUAACCAACAGAGGUUUGACUCCCAGAGAGUUCAACUCCUAUGGUUCCCGAAGAGGCAAUGAUGCCGUCAUGGCUCGAGGAACAUUUGCCAACAUUCGCUUGCUAAACAAAUUUUUGAAUAAACAAGCACCACAGACCAUACAUCUGCCUUCUGGUGAAACUCUUGAUGUAUUUGAUGCUGCUGAUUGCUACCAGAAGGCAGGUAUCCCUCUGAUAGUACUAGCUGGAAAAGAGUAUGGAUCUGGGAGUUCCCGAGACUGGGCAGCCAAGGGCCCUUUUCUGCUGGGAAUCAAAGCUAUCCUAGCUGAGAGUUAUGAACGAAUUCACCGCAGCAACCUAGUAGGGAUGGGAGUCAUCCCUCUGGAAUAUCUCCCUGGGGAGAAUGCUGAUGGGCUUGGCCUCACGGGACGGGAGCGUUACACUAUCAUCAUUCCAGAAAACCUCAAGCCACGAAUGAAUAUCCAGAUUCAGCUGGAUACGGGAAAGACCUUCCAGGCUAUCAUGAGGCUUGACACAGAUGUGGAGCUCACUUAUUUCCAAAAUGGGGGAAUCCUCAACUACAUGAUUCGUAAGAUGGUCAAGUAGGCCUGUGCACCCAUCAGGACUCAUCUCCUGCAAUCAAGACGAAAACAUGCCAUAAUCACUGGCCCCAGAUUCAUAUAAACCCUAACAUGAAUAUUGCCUUCUGAUGGAGCACAUUUUUUUGGAAUUUGUGACACUGUGUUAGAAUGAGUGUGCAUUGAGGUGGGUUAUUUUUGUUGGUUUUUUUUCUCAUUUCUCAAUGCACAAAAUCUGAUUCACUUAAAUUUUUUUUCUUUUUUUCAGAGCUGGUGGAUAGAAUAAGUGUGAGUUAGUGUUCUUAGUGCCAGGAAGCAAAUUGAGCUCCCUUGGAGCUGCUAUUUUGGGUAUUUGAUUUUUAUUCUCAUUCUCUUUGUUAAAAUGGACACAUCCACAGAUACACACACCAGAGUCCCUCUACUUGUUGGUGUGUCUUCUUUUAUUAUUCCUACCUGGAAGUGGAUUCUUCUUCUUCACUGAGACAUUUGAUUUUUAGGUGGCAUCCUUCUUUCCUAUAUGUUUUAUCAGCAUUAUUAACUGACUGUAAACAAAAGAAAAAUUUCUACCCUCCAAAUCCCAGUAAUUAUUUUGAUUCUUCUCUCCCUCUUCCCAGCUCCUCUACCCUCAGCCCUCAACAUGUUCUCAAAAUCAGAGGAUUAGAAUGCUAACCUAUUCUAAACCUCAAAAUGAUUUGAUUCUGUAGCUUUUUACAGAUUAAUCACACACACACACGAACUUUUCUAUCUCUUCCCAGCAGCUCUGUUUUGCAUUUUGUAAGAAUGGGCAUUGACGUAUGUGGGAGUGGAUGUGGGUGUGUUUAUGAGAUGGGGGAUGGGGGUGUUGAAAGAGUGGUUGGAAUGGAAAGAGAACAUUUCUAACUUGAAUAAGAUUAAAUCUAUUUUCAAAAAAAAAAAAUCUUGUUGACUUUGGAAGCAAAUUUUUCUAUGUGUUGCUGUAUCCUUGGAACAAACUAUUUAGGGUGAAGUGAGUCACUGUCUCUCAACAUUUUGAACCCUGGAUGACCU
Molecule: messenger RNA, 3753 nt
Organism: Vombatus ursinus (common wombat)
Lineage: Eukaryota; Metazoa; Chordata; Mammalia; Diprotodontia; Vombatidae
Gene: ACO1
Product: aconitase 1
Exons: 21
Coding region: 86-2755 (889 amino acids)
Biological process (GO): tricarboxylic acid cycle; citrate metabolic process
Cellular component (GO): mitochondrion; cytosol
Molecular function (GO): 4 iron, 4 sulfur cluster binding; 3 iron, 4 sulfur cluster binding; aconitate hydratase activity
Source: RefSeq, a predicted model, not a curated record